AUGGAGCGCGUGCUCCAGAGGCUGGACGGCAUGGAAGAAGCCAUUCAUCGUACGAGGGCGGAAUCGUCGUCUCGUCCCGCGCGUCCACCUGCUCCCGUUGUUCCACUCGCUGCCCUCCUGCCGCAUGAUCCCGAGGGCUCCCUCGUGCGUCCUGGUCGACCGUUGCCUGCUGGGGCCGGCUUCGUGGGUGCGGGGGGUGGUGAUCCGUGGGCCCCGUUUGUUCCGCCGCGCCCUGCUCCACCUCCACGCGAUUAUGCAGUGUCGUCUCGUCGAGCUCGAGCUUCUUCGGGGCUGCCGGCGAUGAAGGAAGUGCCCACGGCGACCCUGGCGCACUUAUGGUUGCUUGCGGAGUGCCUGCAGGGUCUUGAGGUGGUCCUAGUGGAGUCCCAUGGCUCCAUGUCGGUGACCCCACCGAGCAUGUUCUCUCAGAUGCCGCGAGCAAGGUGUCACGCGGCGGCGUCAGCAAUAUUCUCGUAUGUAUCGCCACUGCAGGCUGCGCCCUUGCCGGGAGUAGUCUCGGCCACCCAGCUGGCUGAGAAGGCCCUGGAUCUGAAGACGCUUGUAGGAGAUCGUGGAACUCCUGUUGACGUUGUCGGCGCCACCGCGUCAGUGGUCCGCUUGAUGUGGCUGACCACGCGCGAAAUGCUAGCGGAGGUUCGGUUCCGAAGCUACUUGCCUCGGGACGACCAGCUGAUGGAGAGGAAGCUUCCUCCGGCGCAGCUCCCCAAGUUCCAGGAACCCACCCCCGCCCAGCCACUUCUCUUAGACCCGAAUGAGGAUCCAGUGACGGCCAUUGCUCCCCGCAAGCCCAACUGGGACCUGAGGAGGGACGUGGCGAAGCGGCUAGCCAAGCUGGAGAGGCGGACGCAGCGAGCAAUGAUUGAACUCAUGAGGGAAGAGGAGGAGAGGCGGCAGCAGCAAGAGUCGGGCAUAGAAGGGUCUUGA
Messenger RNA from Closterium sp. Yama58-4, 945 nucleotides. The record is from the annotation of a GenBank genome assembly. NCBI's taxonomy places the organism in Eukaryota, Viridiplantae, Streptophyta, Zygnematophyceae, Desmidiales, Closteriaceae.